CAUGUUUCCAUUAGCUUCUUUUAUUUUUGAUAGACAAAAGUUCCAUAAGUUGCUGUACCUUGUUAUCAACAUAUGGAUUACUUGUUUUGUUUCACUGAUUCUUUAGAAAGGAUUACAUGGAACCAAGAUAGCUACUUUUGUUUCUCCCUAAAAACAGGAGGAAAACCUAUCCGGUAUUUUAGAUUUUUUUUUUUAAAUAGUAAUAUAUAGGUAGUCGAGCAUGAAACCUGAGUAAAUAAUGAGUACUUUUAUUUGUUCCCAAUAUUCGACUAGUUGAUCUUUCAUAUUUGGUUCAGAGGAAUGUCCUAUCAUCAUAUGAUGUCAAGACCAAAACAGUCGCAGUAGCUGCAGGAAUAGUUCCCAACAACCAAACAAAUGAUUUAUCCUGUUGAGUGCUCUUCCUGCAUGCAUGGAGCCUCUCUGAUGUUUGCGAGAUUAAAGAUGACCUUGCAGCAACCAUUAGCAGAGAACAAUAACCGAACCGAAUGGAAAAGAGGUUGCUUUUGCUCCUUUCUACCGACCUUCAAGCUCCAUACAUGGGUCUUAAUGCUGCAGAGCAGCAAGAUGAAUGAGAAUGGUCAUCAUUCUGUUUUGACCUACUACCAGAUAAUUGUGUAUAUUGUUACGAUGUUUGUUUACUAAUUAUUGGCUGUUAACAACACUUACCUAGUAAAUUUUGCUCAUUAAUUUUUUUUUUCUCUUCCUUUUUUCUAGUUUUUAUCAGUAUAUGUAUAACUUAUUUGAUCGUAUAAGAUUGUUGUUUUUUUAGUUUAGACUGCUGAAAAAAAUGCUGGUUUUUAG
Messenger RNA from Rubroshorea leprosula, 801 nucleotides. NCBI's taxonomy places the organism in Eukaryota, Viridiplantae, Streptophyta, Magnoliopsida, Malvales, Dipterocarpaceae. The record is from the annotation of a GenBank genome assembly.